CCCGAGCCGAGGGGCGGAGAGAGUGGGCGCCUGGGCCCGGCCAGUAAAAGUCCGUCCCGGUCCUCGGGGGCGGGGCGAGGGCGGGCCUGUUGCCCUGCUGGCUGACGCUUCGUCGCCUGACCGGGCUCCACCCCGGCUCUCCGGCUGGAUAUAUCUUGUGACCCGGGCGGCUGCAUCUUCCUUCCUCGGGGAGUUGCGUCUCGGUCGCCGUUGCCAUGAGUUCCCUGGCCGCUACGUUCCUGCUCCUGGGGCUCUUCACCUCCGCGCUGGCGGAGCCGGUGAACUUCAAGGACUGCGGCACUACGACUGGACUUCUCAAGGAAGUGAACGUGAACCCCUGUCCGAGCCAGCCCUGCAAACUGCACAAAGGACAGUCAUACAGUGUCAAUGCCACCUUCACCAGCAAUACGAAUUCUCAGAAUAGCACAGCUUUGGUGCAUGGUAUCCUGUUGGGCGUGACAGUUCCCUUUCCCAUUCCUGAGCCAAACGGUUGUAAGAGUGGAAUCUCCUGUCCCAUCCAAAAAGGCCGGACCUACAGCUACAUUAACAAACUGCCGGUGAAGAGCGAAUACCCCUCUAUAAAACUGGUGGUGAAGUGGGAACUUCAGGAUGACAAAGGCCAGCGUCUUUUCUGCUGGGAAAUCCCAGUACAGAUUGAUUCCUAGAGCCAUACGAUGCCAACCUGCCUAUCUGGGAGUGAGAGCGCCCAGGUGGAGGGAGGGAAGAAAAAAAAUCACACCUAAACUAAAUCAGUGUUGGAACCUAUGAGAUGUAGUUCAGCAGUAGAGCACUUGCCUUGCAUGUGUGAGGGCUAGGGUUCAGUCCCCAGCACCAUCCGAAAAAAAGAAGAAAAAAAAAUAAUAAAUGCCCUAAUCAGUGCUAUAAGAUAAAAGGAAUCUUGAUAGGCUGCUAUUCUUUGAUGCUCAGCCUCCAAAAAGCAUCUAAGACUCCGUUUCCUGAGAAGCUCAGUUGGUUGAUUACCCUUGGAAUAUUUUUUACAGAAAAAUUGAGGGAAAGUUAAGGAGUGAGACUGGAGGGAUUGAUUUCAUUGCUCUCAGUAUUUUUUUGCUGAAUAAAGAGGGUCCAGCACAACAGACCCAAGUGACGCAGCUGAGGGAUGCUGGGUUUAUUGACCCGCACAGCGGAAGAUGAAUCACAGACCGCAUCCGUCAAAGCUGGGAUCCAACAUCUGCAAGUUGCUCCUCUGGCAGUGCCUCCCGGGGACCAGUGAGACCGGGCUCCUCCGCUCCCGCUCCAGGGCUUUCACCGGCAGCGCCUUGUUCCCCAGUGCCCGCCCGCAGCGCCUGGGAGAGAUGGGUGCCAGGACAGAAACUCCUCCUUGGAUGACUGGUUCUCAUGGUCUCUCCUCUCCUUUUUCUGUCUUUGGGGGUUUCAUUAAACGCAGCAUUUGA
This is a messenger RNA of Sorex fumeus (smoky shrew), 1412 nucleotides long. RefSeq names its product NPC intracellular cholesterol transporter 2 (gene NPC2). Lineage: Eukaryota; Metazoa; Chordata; Mammalia; Eulipotyphla; Soricidae. Gene Ontology annotation, molecular function: cholesterol binding. The record is from RefSeq and is a predicted model, not a curated record. The coding region runs from base 216 to 665 and encodes 149 amino acids. The transcript is spliced from 4 exons. Gene Ontology annotation, biological process: cholesterol efflux; intracellular cholesterol transport.